UAGUUAAAAGUUGAAACAUCUCUAAUGUUGAAGAGCGCCGCGUAUGGCAGCAGAAAACUUCGAACUUCACUUUAGGUCUCUGGAAGCUGACGUACGUGGCUAGCCGGAGACAUCUCUAACCCAUGUGGCGACUGAGGGAUGUUACACGAGUCCAUUCGAAAACUCAGCCUUCACCUUCUUCACUUCAACAAAAUUGUCUUCGCCAACGCAGAGAGCGUGGAAGCAAUGAAUCGCCUCAAAACCUAUCUAACAUUUCCCGGAUCUUUUGCGCGCAAUUGCAGAACCUUCCAUCACACCUCCCCGAAACAAUUUCCUGAUCACAAAACCCAUUUUGAACAUGCUGGUCCCUUGGUUUCACUCCUCAAGUCCAGGUCGGUUAUCCGAUUUCGAGGGACUGACACCUUGAAGUUCCUUCAGGGACUGUUAACCAACGAUGUAAGCAGGUUUGGUAAACCUGUUGGUGAAAAAACCGCUAAUCUGCCUACACCUAAUGUACCAGUUGCAUCAGCUCCGCCUGUAUAUGCUGCCCUUCUAACACCUCAAGGUAGAUUCCUCUACGACCUUUUUCUCUUUAAGCCACCCAGGUCUGAGACGAAGCUUGAUAAGAUUGGGACGGGGCCUGGGACUGACUCUGAUGAACCGUUUAAUUUGUUUGCCGAUGUGGAUGCUUCGGUAUUGGAUGAACUUUUGGAAACCUUAAAGAAAUACCGACUGAGGUCUAAGGUUGCGAUUGAUAAUGUCACUGAAGAUUUCUCAUGCUGGCAACGCUAUGGCCCUUGCCUUUCUGAGAAGCUGCCAGAUGUGGAUGAACCAGAGGCAGCUUCUGUUGGCUGGGGUGCUGGUGUGGAUCGUUCUGCAACAUCAGCUUCACGUGGGAGUAAUCUUGGGUGGCAAUGGUUCAAGGACCCUCGAUUGGACUGUCUUGGUUUUAGAGGGAUCUUCCCAUCUAAUGUAACACCACCUCUGGUUGAGGUUGACAAAGAAACAGAUGAAGAGAAUUAUCUUUUUUGGAGAAUAAAAAAGGGAGUUGCAGAGGGAUCAACUGAGAUUCAAAAGGGUGAGGCAGUACCACUUGAGUAUAACCUUGCAGGCCUUAAUGCAAUUAGCUUUGACAAGGGUUGCUAUGUGGGACAAGAGUUCAUAGCUCGUACACAUCACCGAGGGGUGAUUCGCAAGCGAGUAGUACCUAUAAGAUUUGUCACCAAUGGUGGGAAAGAAGUAGAAGAUAAAGUUAUUCCAGGCUCAGAAAUAAUUGACACAACGAGUGGCAGGAAAGCUGGUUUCGUGAAUACUGCCCUCGGAUGUUGUGGGCUAGGGCUUUUGCGAAUGGAGGCAGCUUUUAAAGGUUCUGGCACUUUAUCUAUAGAGGGUCAAGAUAAUGUGAAGGUUGAGGCUGUUCGGCCAAAAUGGUGGCCUUCUAAGUGGCUUGAAGAUCAUCAACAUCACAUUGCUUUUGCCUAGGAUGCUCAAUGCUCUUGUCCAAAGGCCAAGUGCACGCGGCAAUUCAAUCCUUGGAGGCCACUGUGUGAAUCAAUGUAUUCCAAAUAUUUAAGGUGUUCAUAUUGGGAUAAGAAUUGUAGCGUCAUCGGAAUUAUUUCUGGAGGAGAGUCAUGAAGAUGGCUGUUGGAGUUUUCUUAUGAAAUAAGUUUCAAUAAAGGGGAUUGUGGUCUACCACUUUACCCUUGAGUUUUCCAGGGUCCUGAGAACUUCAAGAGAUCUGAAAAAUUUUGUACUGAGACAUUAGAAACAAAUCAUGUCUCUAAGAUUUUGUAGUUGUGCCUAUCCUGAAUUUGUAUUUUGUCAGUUGCUGGUGGGGAUGAGAUGAGCAUGAGAAUCAACUUGGAUGAGUUGAAUACGUUCAUGCUGAAUCUGUUGAUAUUUUCAUUGUUUAAGCGCCCACUGAACUAAAAAAGAAGUUAUCAACAUUGAUCGAAAUACUAAAUUUCAUAAUGAAUUUAUCGUGUGAAA
Prosopis cineraria is the source of this 1968-nucleotide messenger RNA. RefSeq names its product putative transferase At4g12130, mitochondrial. The transcript has 5 exons. Lineage: Eukaryota; Viridiplantae; Streptophyta; Magnoliopsida; Fabales; Fabaceae. Gene Ontology annotation, cellular component: mitochondrial matrix. The record is from RefSeq and is a predicted model, not a curated record. The coding region runs from base 139 to 1461 and encodes 440 amino acids. Gene Ontology annotation, molecular function: protein binding.